AAUGUUGAAUGCCAAACGCUGCCUUACCAAGCAUGAUUUUGAGUUUAUCCUUAACGUGACCGGCAACUGCUGUCGAUUCGCUGCAAAUGAAUCUCUUCUACUCAUAUUCUUCGCUCUUAGGUCGGAGAAUGGUGAAAUGCGAAUGGAACCUAAAACACUAUAUUUGUCCCUCAUUAUCUCCAUUGAAGACAAAUUGUAGAAAUAUAACAGUAUUUGCGAAGUCGUCGGAGUCCAAUGGUGCUUCCAUUUCAGUAGCUGGAGCUGACGGUUCUUGGUCGAGCUCUGUUUCCCGCGAAUCCCCCAUUUCAGGGUCUAUGGAGCAAGUAAUGGUGGAAUAUGUAUUUGGGAGAAAAAAAGCUACUGAAGUUGCUCACUAUGUUUGGAAGCAAGUUGUGCAAAAAGGGGAUGCAGUUGUUGAUGCCACCUGUGGAAAUGGGUAUGAUACUUUGGCACUAUUGAGAAUGGUUGCUGAUAACGCAGGGAGAGGUCGAGUUUAUGGCAUGGAUGUCCAGAAAAUUGCUCUAGAAAGCACUUCAUCCCUACUGGACCAGUUUGCUAGUCAAGAUGAGAAAGAACUUGUUGAGCUAUUUGUUAUGUGUCAUAGUCAAAUGGAGGACAUCGUGCCGAAUGAUGUAGCUGUAAGGUUAGUUGCUUUCAACUUGGGUUACCUCCCUGGCGGUGACAAAAAGCUCAUUACCAGGUCUGAAACAACUGUGCUUGCAUUAGAGGCUGCUAAGAGACUCUUGGCACCUGGCGGACUCAUCAGCAUUGUAACUUAUGUGGGCCAUCCCGGUGGAAGGGAGGAGUUUGAGAAGAUUGAAGGUUUUGCUUCCGGAUUACCGGUUGAGAGUUGGAACUGCUGCAAACUACAACUGUUGAAUCGCCCACUAGCUCCCAUACUGAUAUUUUUGUUCAAAAGAUAGGACAGGCGCCUGCAGCUGAGACUGAUCAGAGUGCAGAUUGAUGUCCAGUACUUUGGAGUAGUCUAAAUCAGGACUCAAAUCAGUAUCCAACAUGUCCCAAAAAUCAAUAUCUGCCCCUGCUGAAUCUGAUGGUAUUUCAUUAAUCACCUGAUCUUGGUUGUCGCGAGCCUCUGCUGCGCGAACGUGUUCAGUACUCAAGUUGCAGAGGUUUAAUGAGCCAUAGGAAGAAGUUGGAGAGCAAGAACCUGCUGCAGAUGCUGUGGCUUCCUCAGUUAAACUAGUAGCAACAUCUAUGUAUUGGCCCUUAUUGUUGGUUUCAAAUGCUUCUUGAGUAGUAGUAGUGAUCAUGAUUUCUUUCUUCAA
Molecule: messenger RNA, 1286 nt
Organism: Nicotiana tabacum (common tobacco)
Lineage: Eukaryota; Viridiplantae; Streptophyta; Magnoliopsida; Solanales; Solanaceae
Product: tRNA (mnm(5)s(2)U34)-methyltransferase, chloroplastic-like
Source: RefSeq, a predicted model, not a curated record